CUUUUUAACCGACAAGAGAAUUGUUUUUACUAAGCGGGUGGAGUCGUUUUAUCUUAAGGUAUAGCAACAAGUGUGUGAUAAUUGAAAAAAUUGAAGAAAAAACAUGGGUUGUGCGGUUAGUACAACUGGAGAAAAGGCAGCCCUUGCUAGGUCUAGAAAAAUAGACAGGGAUCUGCGAGCAGCUGGAGAAAAGGCUGCUAGCGAAGUCAAACUAUUGCUUCUUGGUGCUGGUGAAUCCGGGAAGAGCACAAUAGUUAAACAAAUGAAAAUUAUUCAUGAACUAGGAUAUACACAAGAAGAAUGUGAACAGUACAGGCCAGUUGUUUAUAGCAACACUAUACAAAGUUUAAUGGCCAUAAUAAGAGCCAUGGGACAGUUGAGAAUAGAUUUUGCAGAUUCCAGUAAAACCGAAAUUGCAAGACAGUUUUUCACUUAUGCAAGUUCUGCAGAAGAAGGUGAGCUCACCCCUGAUUUGGUAAUAAUGAUGAAAAAGCUAUGGCAAGAUUCUGGUGUACAAUCGUGCUUUGCUAGAUCCAGAGAAUAUCAAUUAAACGACUCUGCAGCUUAUUAUCUCAAUGCCUUAGACAGAAUUUCCCAUCCUAAUUAUAUUCCAUCACAACAAGAUGUAUUGAGGACCAGAGUAAAGACUACAGGGAUUGUGGAGACCAACUUUUCUUUCAAAAAUCUACAUUUCAAAAUGUUUGAUGUUGGUGGACAACGUUCAGAAAGAAAGAAAUGGAUUCAUUGCUUCGAAGGAGUUACCGCUAUCAUUUUUUGUGUAGCAUUAUCUGGUUAUGACCUGGUACUCGCCGAAGAUGAAGAAAUGAACAGAAUGGUGGAAUCUAUGAAGUUAUUUGAUUCUAUCUGCAAUAGUAAGUGGUUUGUAACCACUUCUAUAAUUUUGUUCCUUAAUAAGAAGGACCUAUUUGAAGAAAAAAUAGUACGUAGUCCUCUCACUAUUUGCUUCCCUGAAUACACAGGAUCGAAUACAUAUGAAGAUGCUUCGGCCUAUAUAAGGAUGAAAUUUGAAAAUCUCAACAAACUGAAGGACCAGAAAGAAAUCUACACACAUUUCACUUGUGCUACGGAUACUAAUAAUAUACAAUUUGUUUUUGAUGCUGUCACUGAUGUAAUCAUAAAGAAUAAUCUCAAAGAUUGUGGCCUUCUCAUGUAGAUUGACUUACACAGGGUGUUUUUGAUACAGGAAACAUUUAUUUAUUACUACGUUUAUUGUUUAUUGGCUUCACCCUGUAUACUGUGCAAUAUUCUUCUAUAUAGUGGAAGAUACUUGUCAAUUAGUAAAACAUCGAAGCCAUGAAGGUAUGUAAAUAAAAAUGAGGUUGUACCUAAUAAUUAAGUAUACAGGGUGAUCUAAAAUGUUUGUCAAUUGUAAACUAAUGCAAUUUACUUGAAUCUGGCAGCUGUUAGACAAAAUGAAAAAUUGUUAAUAUGAAUUUUUGUUUACCCUGUCGAUGUUGAUCUGCACCUAAAGCUAAACAGGAAGUGAAUAUUAUUUAUCAUUGUAAAGGAACCCAUACAUAUUAAAAUUACUUAAAUAAGUUUCAGUUAAUUGUAAGAUCCAAUAGUUUUGUACUUAUCAUCUUGAUUUUAAAUGAUCCUAUAUUUUCAGGGACUCAAUUAUAAUUUAUGUAUAUUUUUUUAAGUUAAUUUAACGCCAUUUUAUAUUACAUACAGAUCAAGUUUAAUUUUGAUCAUCAUGACAGCAAAUAUUUAUUUUGGGUUAAUUAUAAAUGAUUUGACUAACUGAACCUUUCUUUUUGUUCAAACUACAUUCUGAACAUGCUGUCCACUACUAACCACUACCCUAACAAUAACACUAUCUGAUUCUUCUAGUUUUUCAUAGGUUAUUAACUGGCUUGAAGAACCAAACAGUGUUGAGGGUUGGUUUAGUGGUAGUAAACAGUGUUUAGUUUGAUUAGUUGGUUAAAAAUACACUGUUGUGUAUGGGGUCCCCUUAUAGUGGUGGUCUAUUACUUAUUUUAUUUUUUUAUAUUGCUUUUUUUGUAAAACUGAAGACUUAACUAGCCAAACAUUUGUACUUCAGUUAAAUUCGCUUCAUGUUGAGUUUCAAGACUGAUUUUCAGUAGGAAAACAAUUCAGUAAAAGCCCGACUGAAACAAACUUUUUUUGGAGGGUCAUUAAUCGAAACUAAAAUCAUUUUUUCAUUGGUAUUUCAUAUAUAUUAAUCUUUUUCUCGCCUAAAAUUUUGACAUCUCGUCAAAAUAUUUUAUAAUUUAUUUUAUAUUUUAUACCAUUGCAUACUGGUGUUUACAUAUUAUAGUCAUAUGUAUAUUUCAUUUUUUAAAAAUUAUUUCUACAUCAAAAUUAAUGGUUGCCACACACGUUACGUUUCACCUGAGGGGUCUACCUGUGCUGGUACGUCCCCUUAAACGCUAUCAAUGGUUGACCUGCGCAGGUAAACCUGUGUAGGUAACAUUUCCUGUAGACAGUUGAAUAUAUGAAUUACUUUUAUGAAGAAAACAAGAACCCCGAUUCUUUGUCACUCAAAAAGACUUGAAGAAUUCUGGAAAAGAAUUAUUUCGAACUACGCUUAUAUUCGAGUUUGUUAUUAAUUGUUAUAAAAUAUCAAACUUUAAUUCGUCUACAACAAUGUAUGUACAACUAGCGCCAUUUUGGUGGGUUUUCUAUAAUAAACAUAUGAAAUUGUUGUAGAGGUUAGAUACAUUAUUCUGUUGGUUAGGUUAUUCUUCUUUUUUUUAGUAAUUCGUGUUUGUUAUCAAUUUCAUUUGAAACAUUUUAAACUCAACCAAUUUUCAACUUUUGACUUGUCAGUAUUAUAAAAAGAUUUUGAGAAACCAUUUUCUUGGAGAGAUUGAUUUUCAAAUGUUAUCAGUGACAUAGUAUACUGGUUUUGAAGUGGGGACUUCUGAGUUGAUUUUUUAAUGUUUUGUCUUGUAACCAUGUAUUUUUGAAAGUUUUCGAAUUUUUAUUUUUAUAUCUAUCAAUAUUUUAGGUAUAUAGCAUUUUUUUGUUCAUUUCAUUUCUCGUAUUUAUGACUAAAUAUGACGCGAUUACUUCGAAACUUACGUUCGUUUCUUUUAUUUCAGUCGAUUUUUUGAAUCUACAUUUGGUAUAAUUUUUCAGUGGGAUCCAUAUUGAUCUAAUUAUUUUGAUAAUAUACAAAUUAUUUUUUUGACAAUAAUUUGACUGAAGUACACGCGCUGCUCUCUGUUUUUUAGUAGAUACUUAGUUUUUUUUUAUUAAUUGGAGCCAUAUGACUUAUUUAGUAAUAACAAUCAUUCCUAAAAAGACUUUUCAUAUAACGAUAUCUGCCACAUAGCAGUAUUCCAAAAUUUGACUCGAAAAUUUAUUGUAUUAUAAUGUAAAGAGAUUACUUAGUAGAAUUUAAAUUUUUCCGAGUUGCCAUGUUGAACAUUUUUUAAUUAUUUACAUUCAAAUGUGCCUUCUGGUUGACAAUGUUCGCUAAAUAGAGUAACAACCAACACAAUUUAUUUAUCUACUAAUAGUUUAUAUGUAUUAAAACAUUCAUUGGACUAGAAAUUGUAAAGACAUAAUGAAACUGAAUAGUACUAAGCUCGAAGAAGAAGACUGCAUAUUUUAAAUAGCCCAAAACUGAAAGGCCGUCCGCCCACGACGCAACUGUUUUGAAAGAAAGGUUGCAAACCAGUUGAUCUUGCAAUAGUUUGGCAAUCAAAAUAAAACUUUUGAGCGCACACGGAUACGACUCGUAAUCAGUUGCCAAACCAUUGCAAGAUCAACUGGUUUGCAACUUUUGUUUCAUAAUAGUUGCAUCGUGGGCGGCCGACUAAAGGCUGCAGUGAGGACUCAUGAUCUCGUAGAUAAAUUUUGAAUGUAUCUACUAUAAUAUAUAUCCACUGAAGUCUGCGUUUAUUCAACUUUUUAAUGACAUUCAUACACAAAACUGUAGUAGAAAUUAUAUUGUG
Molecule: messenger RNA, 3947 nt
Organism: Diorhabda sublineata
Lineage: Eukaryota; Metazoa; Arthropoda; Insecta; Coleoptera; Chrysomelidae
Gene: Galphai
Product: guanine nucleotide-binding protein G(i) subunit alpha
Exons: 5
Coding region: 104-1174 (356 amino acids)
Biological process (GO): adenylate cyclase-modulating G protein-coupled receptor signaling pathway
Cellular component (GO): heterotrimeric G-protein complex
Molecular function (GO): GTP binding; GTPase activity; G-protein beta/gamma-subunit complex binding
Source: RefSeq, a predicted model, not a curated record